UCGCUAUGGUAACACGUUUGUAAACAAAGUGUUGCUCCAAGUUUGUGUAAUAGUGUGUUGGUUGCAAUCUAGCUAACUAAACUUCUUUAAAUGUAUCUGUAGUUUACUUUAUCCGGGGAAAUGCCAAAGAAGAAAGGUAAAAAAGGAAAGAAGGGCAAAGGGAAAGGAAAGAAGGAAGGAAAACAGGAGUCUAAAGCGGAUAAAGAGUCAGAUAUUGAAAAAGCAAAGGCCAACGCCGCUCUUUGGGAGGCAAGGUUGGAUGUCACCGAAUACUCGCGUGUAGAGUACCGCGAGGCUGCCCGCAAAUUGGCACGCGCCAACGAGGAGCUAACAAACCAGCAGUAUCGCGCUGAGAAGGACUCCGUUGAUAUAAUUGCCUUUUUGAAGAGGAAAGAUGCAGAGAAGGAGGAGAAGAUUACCAGUCUUGAGCAGCAACUCAAGACGCAAAAAGCGAAAGCUUUUGAGGAGCAAGAAAAACUGGUCGCAAAGUACACAGUGCAGGUCAACGAGCUUGAGGACAGAUUCAGAAUGAGAUCUGGCGAGUUUAAGAUGAUCCAGGGGGAGCUGAAGACCAUCAAGGAGUUCAAGAAGAAGAAAGCCCAGAUGGAGCAUGAGCUCAGCAGCAUUAAAGAAAACAUGUACAUUGCUGACAAGGAGCACAAGGAAAACCUGGCUAGAAUGGAACUCAAGUUCUUCAGCGAAAAGGUCCGCCUUGAGAAGGAGGCCGAACAGAGGAUCGCUAGGCUGGCAGAGAGGGCCCACAAUGACGCCAUUGUGCAGCUGGAUGACACGUCACGCUCUGUGUUCAAGGAGAACGUCCGUCUCAACGAGGCCCUGGGCUAUCACAUCAAGGAGGUGGAGGACCUGAGGAGGAUGACCGCGUCGCUGGCGGAGGAUAACGCCUCCCUGGCCCUGCACAAGGAGAGCAGCGACCUCAUGAUGAAGGAGAAUGUGGCCCAGCUCAAGGCCCAAAGGGAGGAGAUAGCCAGGCUGAAAGGAAAACUAAGCUCCCUGGAGCAGUCCCUGGGUCUCAUGGCUGGAGAGUUUGAGAGAGACAAGGAGACGACGCAGCUCCACACUCAGGUCAGCACCCAGGCCAGCCAGGUGGAGCUGGACAAGCUGCAGAAGCUGCUAGCCAUGCGCGAGAAGGAGAUCGCCCGCGUCAAAUGGCUGGCGCGCGGCAUCGUGGAGCAGCGCUCCGAGCUGGAGAGCUUCUUCCUGGAGGCUCUGAGCCAGGUGAAACAGGAGAUCCAGACCAGCAGGCUGCAGUACAGACAGGAGGCCCUGGAGGGCUACCGCAGGAAGAUGGGUGAGGCCAGGACGGGCAAGCAGGAGUACCCUCGCAUCCGCACCUUCCACAGGAACCCCCACAGCACCAACAGUGUCUACGCGGACCUGGAGGAGGCUGAGAAGUGGACUAACCUACAGGCCAACAAAGUCGACAUCUCGGAACUUACGUGGGAGCAGAAGGAACGGGUGCUGAGGAUGCUUUUUGCAAAGAUGAACGGACAGAAAACAAGGAAGCCCAGCCAGCUUUUGGCUUUGUCUGCGUCGUCAGACAGGCCCCAGAGCGACAGCGACACAGGAAUUACAGAGGAGCAAUCCCAUGUGACCUUCCUCACCCAGACGCCUGAGAUCAACCUGCCCUCCAAUCCCAGCAUACUGCCCGACAUCCAGACCACAUGACCUCUGGCCU
This is a messenger RNA of Hypomesus transpacificus, 1696 nucleotides long. RefSeq names its product basal body-orientation factor 1-like. Bases 121 to 1686 code for a protein of 521 amino acids. Lineage: Eukaryota; Metazoa; Chordata; Actinopteri; Osmeriformes; Osmeridae. The record is from RefSeq and is a predicted model, not a curated record. The transcript has 11 exons.